UUAGUGCCAGUACUCAGCACUACUGACAGCUGAGGGUUUCACUCACGGGAAUCGGGUAACGCGUGGCUCGAUUUUGGACAGAAACGGGAAAAUACGACCGGGAAGAAUUGUGAAAUAUCCUCUCUGAGGCCAGAAGUAAAAAAUGAUGAAGGCUGGAAAACUAUGGGCACUUUGAGCAGGCCAGUGGAGCAGCCCUGCUGAUGGAGGAACAGAGGAGCUCUGAGAAGGAGAAAACCUCCAGAGAAAGGGGAUUGCUCUACAGGUGGCAGGGCUACUCCUGCACCGUUAACCCAGAGAAGGUGCUUCUCCCUAGGCCUGUGUGUCAUGCUGCAUUGGGCAUCAGUCAUGGAGUUCUGCUGACAGAGGAUGGGCUUGUCUACAGCUUCGGGGAUCUGUACUGGAGGCACAGCUCAAGAUCUCAGGCGUUGAGUCCCGUUCUGGAGGGCUUUGUGGGUGGCCAGCGUGUCCUGCGUGUGUCUGCGGGCAGCUUCCACUGCGCCGCUAUAACCGACGAUGGCGUGGUCCACGCUUGGGGCGAGAAUGCCAACGGCCAGUGUGGCGUCUCUGAUUUGAGCCUGGUCCCAAGCCCCACCCCUGUCAGCAUUGUGGACGACGAAACGGUCCCUCCAGAAAGGGUCUGGAUCCUGGAUGUAGCAUGCGGGGCCCAGCACACCUUAGCCUUGUCUGGCAAGCACGAGGUGUGGGCAUGGGGCACUGGCUGCCAGCUGGGCCUUGUUACUAACGUGUUCCCCGUGCAGAGAGCACAGAAAGUGGAGCACCUCUCAGGCAGAUAUGUGUUGCAGAUCGCCUGUGGUGGGUUUCACAGCCUGGCUUUGGUUCGCUCGCUGCCUCCUCUGAAGUCCUCGCGGCAGUCCUCGGAGACGUGUGGUCAGUGCAGGCAGCCUCUUUACACUGUAAUUGACAAGGAUGACCAUGUCAUUAUUUCUAACAACCAUUACUGCCCACUAGGGGUAGAACUAACUGAUGAAAAGCAGGGUCAAAGGUCAAACCAGGGCUCCCCAGCUCUGAUGGCAAAAACAGAACUCUCAGGACCUGACCAACAGGUCUUCACUGGGCUCUUUGAAGAUUUCUGUCCCGGUCAGAAAGCUUUAGAUGGAUCGUGCCGAGACGACGCAGCUAAGAAGGAAACAUUCCAUCAGGAACCAGCCCCUGUGUCCGUCACUGACAGCUCAGCGGCGUUGCCAAAAAACCUGAAAAGGACAAAAACCAAAAGCUCCCCUUACCCUGAUGAACAGGCUCUUAAAGACUACCUCAGGAGGAUGUCUGAUCAGUCUCUCUCAGAGAAUUUUGAGGCCGUCCCCACAGAGGGUUCGCGGCCUCCAAGCCGCCAGACGUCACUCAAGGACCGAUGUAGAGUGGACCAGCAUGACAAACCCAUGUUUCCUGCUUUAGCACCACUUACCAUCAGAGAUGUUACUAACCUGUCAGAUGUUGCACCAGUGGCUACACAAAGCAGUGCAAGUUCUGCUUUAAGCAGCCAGACUGGUCGUGAUGCACUACCACUUGGGGUUUCUGCUUGCGACGAUUCUGAAGUUAAAGACAGGGCCGUCAGUUGUCAGGACUCGUUAACGGGUGGUGGCGGAGAGGAGGCUUGUGAUGAAAGCCAAGCAAAAAAUCAAGAUUCAGAGCGGAAGUGUCUGGAAGCCAACAAGAGCGCCAGCCUGAGUGAUGUCAGGAUCGAGGACACAGAUGGACUUGGCCGCAGGAGAUCUUUACCUGGCUUGCUCUCAAAAGGGUUCCCGAAGAAAGUUGGAGCGUCCACUUUGACGACCUCGGGCGUCUCUAAAACAGAGAAUCUCUUCCCUUCUCUGUAUACAGAGGUGUGGAGUUGGGGGAGGGGUCAGGAUGGUCAGCUAGGUCAUGGAGACAGCUUGCCCAGGUUACAGCCUCUGUGUAUCAAGAGCUUAAGCAACAAGGAAAUUGUCAAGGUUGUUGCUGGAUCAAAUCACACUCUCGCCCUGACAGCGCAAUGCCAGGUUUACUCUUGGGGUAGCAAUAAAUUGGGUCAGCUGGGUCACAUGGACUCAUCAACUGUGCCUCACCUUGUGAAGGUGUCUGAAGGCAUCCGUGUGUGGGACGUAGCGGCUGGGCAGACACACACCCUGCUGCUGGCUGAUGGAGACUGCAUCCAGCCUAUACUGUACUACAGUGGCAAGCAGGUGCAGGAGGGGCAGGACUCUCAUGCCAGCACAUGCACCCAGACACCAACCCUGCUACCCUUCUGCAUGAAUCUAGGUUAUGUGAGCAGUGUUUUUGCCGGAGGACUGAACUGUUUGGCUCUAGCUGAUCAGAAUGCGAUGGGUUUCAUUAGCACUCUGCAUGAGCUGGCGUCUGCAGAGAGGAAGCUUUACUGCACACUAAGCAGGGUGAAGAGCCAGAUACUACGUCCCCUACUGUCUCGGGAAAGUGUCAGCUCAUGUCUGGGCCAAACCUCCAUGCAGCUGUUCCAGACUGUGGCAGGAUGUUUCAGUCGUCUGUGCCAUCUGACAGGGCAGCAUGCCAUCUCUCUCAACAGCUUCCUUCAGAACAGCAGAGACGUCAAGACUCUUACCAUUUUGAAAAAGGCGGACAUUUUUCUAGACACCUAUAAGGAGUACAGUGUGCCUUUAGGGAACUUUCUGGUAAUGGGUGGAUUCCAGGCCCUGGUCAAGCCCGCUCAAGAAUGUUUUGGGAAGAAGUUGGAGUUGGCACAGAAGCUCCUGGAGCUGAAAGAGAAAGAUGCUUCGCCCAGUGAUUUGCUGCUGAAGCUGUUGUACAUGCCACUGCAACACCUGUGUGACUAUGGUAGGGUGCUGCUGAAGAUGACUGCCUGCUUUGAUGUGUCCUCUGUGGAGUACCGAAGGCUUCAAGAUGGCUGCUUGCAGUAUGAGGUCUUGGCUCAUCUCGUGAGCAAGCAGAGGAAAGAUGCAGAAGCCACUCAUUCUUUCUGGAAGAACUUUUCUGGAAAGAGCUUGGAGUCUCUGCGGAAGCCUUCUCGGCGGCUGGUGUGCGAGAGCGGCAAUAAGGAUUUGACUCUGCAGAACUCCGGAAGAUUCUCAGUCAACACGUUUAUUCUCUUCAACGACACACUUGUUCAUGCGCAGGGUACCAUUCCAUCUAAAAAGUUUUUCUCCUCUCAUUUCAUCUAUCCACUGGCCACACUAUGGAUAGAGCCCGUCUCAGAUGAGAAUGUUGGCUUGUUAGGGUUGAAGCUGACCACCCCUGAAGAGAGCUUCAUAGUGCUGGCGUCCUCCCCCCUGGAGAAGGGGAAGUGGCUACGGGCCAUCAACCAGGCCGUGGAUCACGUCCUGGGGCUGGGUCAGAAUGGGCAGGUCAUUAGUCCGAGUGGCAGUCAGAGGGCGGAGCCUCCUGUUUCCCGCACUGCCACUUAUACGUUCACUAAAGAGGGCAGGCUCAAAGAGGCCACGUACAACGGCCGCUGGUUGUCUGGCAAACCCCAUGGCAAAGGGACGCUGAAGUGGGCUGAUGGCCGAGUUUACUGUGGCACAUUCAAGCAUGGUCUGGAGGAUGGGUUUGGAGACUAUAUGAUGCCCAAUAAGACCUUGAACAAGUUUGAUCGUUACAAGGGCCACUGGAAGGAGGGAAAAAUGCACGGCUUUGGGACAUACUGGUACGCCACGGGCGAGGUGUAUGAGGGUUCGUUCCAGGACCACCAGCGGCACGGCCACGGCAUGAUGAGCAGCGGCCGCCUGGCCUCGCCCUCCUCCAGCAGUGUGUUCGUCGGACAUUGGCUCAACGACAAGAAGGCUGGCUACGGCAUCUACGACGACAUCACCAAGGGUGAGAAGUACAUGGGAAUGUGGCUAGAAGACCAGCGUCAGGGCAGCGGGGUCGUGGUCACCCAGUUCGGCCUCUAUUACGAGGGAGCUUUUAGCAACAACAGGAUGACGGGCGUCGGGCUUCUGCUGUGCGAAGAUGACACGGCCUUUGAGGGAGAGUUUUCGGAGGACUGGCUGCUGAACGGGAAGGGUGUGAUGCGCAUGCCUAAUGGAGACUCAUUUGAGGGCAUCUUUGUGGGCGAGUGGGGCUCUGAGCUAAAGGUUGUUGGUACCUUUCUAAAGCCAUCCCUUUACGAGACUGAGACUGAGGUGAAGCAGAGUAAAACCCCUCAGGUUGGUCGUUACGCAGUGCCAGCAGAACAGAAGUGGAGGGCUGUUUUCGAGGAGUGCUGGAGUCGACUUGGCUGUGAAUUUCCAGGUCAGGGGGAGAACGACAGAGCUUGGGAAAACAUCGCAGUCAUUCUCACAAGCAGCCGCAGAAAGCAGACAGACAGUCCACAGAUGCUGAGUCGCUCACAGUGUAAGUUACUGGAGAGUCUGGAGGUGAUCCCCCAGCACAGGGGGUCUGUUUCCGCCCAGGCCUAUGACAUCAUCCGCCGCUACCUCAUCAAGGCAUGCGAUACCCCGCUCCACCCGCUGGGCUGGCUGCUGGAGACUCUGGUCACUGUCUACAGGAUGACCUACGUGGGCGUGGGCUCCAACAGGAGGCUCCUACAGCAGGCUGUGGAGGAGAUACAGUCCUACCUGAGACGCAUAUUUCAGCUGGUCAGGUUCUUGUUUCCUGGUCUGCCUGAGGAGGGGGGUUUCAUCCCUGAGUCCUCAGAGGGGGCAGGCAGCGAUUCACUGAGUGACAGCUCCCAGUCCGACAGCACCCAGCAGGGCUGGAUCGUGAGUAGCUCCAGCCUGCUACUCCCCAUUCUCUUGCCUCGCCUGUAUCAUCCUCUCUUCACGCUGUACUCGCUGGAGAGAGAGCGAGAGGAGGAGCUCUACUGGGACUGCAUAGUCCGCCUCAACAGGCAGCCCGACCUGUCCCUGCUUACUUUCCUGGGAGUGCCUCAGAAGUUCUGGCCAGUCUCAGUGUCUAUUCUUGGAAAGGAAAAAGAGCAGGUGCUGCCUAGCACUAAAGAUGCUUGCUUUGCUACUGCUGUGGAGACACUGCAACAGAUUAGCACGGCUUUCAUUCCCGCAGACAAGCUCCAGGUGAUCCAGCUGACUUUUGAGGAUGUCACACAGGAAGUGCAGACCAUGUUGGGCCAGGACUUCCUGUGGAGCAUGGAUGACCUUUUUCCAGUGUUCCUCUAUGUAGUCGUCCGUGCACAGAUCAGAAACCUGGGCUCCGAGGUGAGCCUGAUAGACGACCUGAUGGAGCCUGCAUUACAACAUGGAGAGUUGGGUCUCAUGUUCACUACUCUAAAAGCCUGCUACUACCAGAUUCAGCAUGAGAACACCACGUGCUUCUAGAAGCAGAGAGACCUGCAUGCGAGUCUUGUCUCCAGUCUUUGACGGCGCUAAGACAGAGUUUGGGAUGCGGUAGGUUUUGAGCCGAGAUGACAGCAAGAGGAAAUGAUGAUGAACACGACACGGAGUGGCAGGAGACUGAUAGUGAGAGUCCAGGUACGAGAGAACAGCCGGUGAGCCCUUGCUCCUCUGAAGAAGAGAUCCCAGCAUUUACAAUCACUGCUGCCUCAUCACACAGUGGCCUAUAGGGUGUGAGCAGAUUUCAUUUGAUCCUUUUUUUUAAUAUACAUUAUCAUUUCACGAUGGGGUACUAUUUAAGAAAGUAGAAGUUCUUUUUUUUAAACGAUUAAAAAGGGAACCUUUUUAUUCUCUUUUGAUAUGAAUCAGUUGUUUAUUUCCUGCAUUGGUUGGUGUUGUGUUAUAGCGCUGAUAUGAAUCUCCUUUAGUGGUUCUUAACUGUCUUUAAUGUGUCCUUUUAACUUGCACUCAAAGUUGUGCACUAACUCGCCCUCCAUUAGUUGUUUGCCUCAUCCACACUUAAAAAAAAAACAUUUCCACAGGGACUGCUCUGCCAAUAAGCAAGCACUUCACUGAAGUGAAUGAGAUAUUUGGUGGCAUAAAAUCAUAUUCAAUAUUUUUCACUAAUUUGGUUUUAAGCAGGAAUUUAUCAGAAUGUAUCUUUUGUGGUAUCAGUACAUUGGAACAUAAUGU
Electrophorus electricus (electric eel) is the source of this 5969-nucleotide messenger RNA. RefSeq names its product alsin Rho guanine nucleotide exchange factor ALS2 a (gene als2a). The record is from RefSeq and is a predicted model, not a curated record. Gene Ontology annotation, cellular component: intracellular membrane-bounded organelle; cytoplasm; centrosome. Gene Ontology annotation, biological process: endosomal transport; regulation of GTPase activity. Gene Ontology annotation, molecular function: guanyl-nucleotide exchange factor activity; small GTPase binding. NCBI's taxonomy places the organism in Eukaryota, Metazoa, Chordata, Actinopteri, Gymnotiformes, Gymnotidae.